Molecule: messenger RNA, 1227 nt
Organism: Aspergillus clavatus NRRL 1
Lineage: Eukaryota; Fungi; Ascomycota; Eurotiomycetes; Eurotiales; Aspergillaceae
Product: 3-deoxy-7-phosphoheptulonate synthase
Exons: 5
Coding region: 1-1227 (408 amino acids)
Biological process (GO): aromatic amino acid biosynthetic process
Cellular component (GO): cytoplasm
Molecular function (GO): 3-deoxy-7-phosphoheptulonate synthase activity
Source: RefSeq, a predicted model, not a curated record
AUGGCCACUAUGCCCAAAGUCAUCAGUCGCGGUGCCGAACCGCACUUGCACACUCGCCCUCACAUCCUUUCCGACAGCAUCGUUCCUGUCCCCUCGGCUCCACUCAAGGACAGUAAUGUGGCCGCCUACGAGCCCCUAGUCUCCCCCGCCCUGCUGAUUCACGAGUUCCCUCUGACCCCUGCCUCGCGCCGCACCAUCGAGUCAACCCGACAGGGGGCAGCGCGCAUCAUCCAGCGCGAUGGUGACGACCGGCUCGUGGUUAUCGUGGGGCCGUGCUCCAUCCACGAUGCGGAUGUGGCGCGCGAGUACGCCCAGCGUCUGCAGGCCGCGAUCCAGGAACAUGGCUGGGACCGGGAUCUGCUGAUCGUCAUGCGCGCGUACCUAGAGAAGCCGCGGACGACAGUGGGCUGGAAGGGGUUCCUGUACGAUCCGAACAUUGACUCGUCGAACCAGGUGAACCGGGGACUGAAGGUCGCUCGGCAGCUCCUGCUCGAUAUCACCGCGCUGGGUCUCCCUGUUGCCUGCGAGGUCCUUGACACCAUCUCUCCCCAGUUCGUGGCGGAUCUGUACUCGUGGGGUGCGGUGGGCGCGCGCACGACCGAGUCGCAGGUGCAUCGGCAGCUGGUCUCGGGGCUGUCGUUCCCUAUCGGAUUUAAGAACGGAUCCUCGGGGAAUAUCAACAUUGCGCUAGAUGGAAUGCAGAGUGCUGCCUCUCCUCAUUCGUUCUUGGGUGUCACCGAGCAGGGUCUGGCUGCCAUCGUGCACACCAAGGGCAACCCCAAUCUGCAUGUCAUUCAUCGCGGAGGCGACAGCGGCCCCAAUUUCGACGAGGCCGCGGUAGCGUCCACUGUCAAGGCGUACCCGAAGAACCGCAAACCUAGCAUCAUGAUCGAUGCGUCGCACGGCAACAGCCAGAAGGACUACCGCAACCAGCCCAAGGUGAUUGCCGCGGUUGCGGACCAGAUCCGGGCUGGCGAGCAGGCCAUUACGGGUGUUAUGAUCGAGAGCAAUAUCAACGAAGGCAAGCAGGCCGCACCAAACUCGGAAGAAGAGGUCUCGCAGCUCAAGUAUGGUGUGUCGAUUACGGAUGGAUGUGUCAACUUUGAGACGACGGUGCAGAUGCUGGAGACCCUCAGCCAGGCUGUCAAGGAGCGACGAGCUGCAGCGUGCCAGUCAUGCGAGAAUCAGCCAACCUGCAAUGAAGACUCGCGCCGGGAAAAGUGGUAG